AGGUCUGCAGGGAGGGUGUGUGGCUCUUUCGCCGGAUAGCCCGGGUCGCUCUACACAGGCAGAGUGUCUUCUCCAGGCAGCAGGGUGCAUGACACGCAUGAGGAAGCUUGCUUUAGAGUCGCCCUGGAUUAUGCCAGAAAACACCACCCUGCCCACCACCCCGGACCUCACUGGGGAGCUCUGCAAUGCAUCCUUUGACGACAGCAAGGUGACACUGCUGGUGGUGUACAGCGUGGUAUGCGUGCUAGGGCUGCCGGCCAACUGCCUGACGGCUUGGCUGACGCUGCUGCAGGCCAUACAGGGCAACGUGCUGGCCGUCUACCUGUUCUGCCUGGCGCUCUGCGAGCUGCUGUACAUCAGCACGCUGCCGCUCUGGGUCAUCUACAUCCGGGACCAGCACCACUGGACUCUGGGCCCACGUGCCUGCAAGGCGACUGCCUACAUCUUCUUCUGCAACAUCUACAUCAGCAUCCUCCUGCUCUGCUGCAUCUCCUGUGACCGCUUCACAGCAGUGGUGUAUGCGCUGGAGAGCCGCGGCCACCGUCGCCAGAAGACCGCUGUGCUAAUCUCCGUGAGCAUCUUUGUCCUGGUUGGGCUCCUGUGUUACCCAGUGUUCCACAUGGAGAACGUGAAGGGGACCUGCUUUGAGCCCCUGCGGAUGAAUGCCAGCAUCGCCGGCUUCCACUACGCACGAUUUGCCGUGGGCUUUGCACUCCCUCUCUGCAUCAUCUCGUUCACCAACCACCGCAUCUUCCGUAGCAUUGCGCUGAGUGGGGGCCUGACUGCGGCCCAGAAGGCCAAGGUGAAGCACUCAGCCAUUGCAGUUGUCAUCAUCUUCCUGGUUUGCUUCGCCCCCUACCACGUAGUGCUCCUGGUCAAAGCGGCUGCCUUCUCCUACUACAGGGGGGACAGGGACGCCGUGUGCGCUUUUGAAGCCCGAGUGUACACUGCCUCUGUGGUAUUUCUGUGCCUGUCCACGGUCAAUAGUGUGGCUGACCCCAUCAUUUAUGUGCUGGCCACAGACCAUUCCCGGCAAGAAGUUGCCAGAAUCCACAAGGGCUGGAAAAAGUGGUCCACGAAGACAGAAGACACCAGGCUCACACAGUGGAAGGACUCUGAGGAGACACGCUCGCCCACGCCUCUCACCCACAACUGUGCAUUCCCACACACCUGGCAAUGUCCUGGGGCCAUAGCCGUCUGAGUGGGGCUCGGGGUGCACCCUGGAAAUCCCACCUGAGGAGUUCUGACAAACAGGGACCUCUCUGUCUGCCUCAUGUCCUUGCGGCUCCCUUGGCCACCAGCCAGCAGCAGGCCACAGCAGAGUGUGGUUGAUGACUACAUUUUCUGUGCUUUUCUGCGGGAGUUUCUGGGUGAUUGGUGUGGUGUGUCCUGGGGUUUUCAGGGUUCUACCUCAGAAGGACAUGAAGGUCACGGGCACCGUCCCAAUGCCUGGGCACUGUGGCACCACCAGGAGCUAUAGGGAGGAAGAGAUGUGGAGUCAGCUGCUUGAACCCCUGCAGGGUGACUGCCUUUCUUUAUUAGCCUGAGGUGCUGGUCACCCCAGGAGGGUGUGACAGGCCAUGGGCAGCCCAGAGGUAGGGGAGUGAAGAGCCAUGCCAACAUCUGCUUCACUGCUACGGGGUCCUGGGGCUGGGUCUCCAGACAGACAGCGCAACUCAGGAGCAAGCAGGUGACUUCCCAUUCAGCCCCAGUCCUCACCAACGUUGGAACAAGAGGGAGACCUCAUGGCUCAGAGUCAGAUCCCAGCCCAGUCCCUGUGAGCCUUGUCUAGGCCAGGUCCCUUGCUGCCUCUAUCUACCCAUCUGGAAAAUGGGUCCAAUGACACCUACUUCACCAGCUCCAUCACCUGUCCAGCCAUGCCCAGAGUAAGUCAAGCUCUCAGGUAUAUAAGGCAGCUGUGGUUUGCUGCUCCAUCAUCCUGAGAGAUAGCAAAAGAUACACUGGGAAAGUAUGUUCAGAGAUUAAAAACACAAGAGUGUGAGUGUGACCCAGCCUCCUUUACAGCUUAGUGCUGCAGGCCUGGCUUUACAGGUAGAUGAUGGUUUCCUGGGGCCCUGGGGCCACAGCUGAGAGAGGAGUGGGAGCUGUGGGUCUCACAGGGCCAGGAAGAGUGGCAGCCCAUCAGGGUCAGGAACCAUUCUGGACUGUGGGGCUGGGGAGAGCAAGAGGAGGGCCAGGGAUCUCCUGUUUCACAGGGUGGACAUCCUGGAGCUCCGUGACUAAUGUCACAGACUGGUAAUUGGUUACAGAAUUGUUCCCCUCCUCCCCAACAUUCUUGUAGCCUAAAGCCCCAGAUGGCAGUGGGCAGGGUCAGCCCUGGGGCUCAAGACAGGGUCCUUCCACCUCUCCCUGCUCAGGGCAUCAAGCACUCUGGCUGAGGACACUGACAUCACUGGGCCUCAUAUAGGGCCUUGCCCUUCCCAAGGCCACAUGCUGGGCCCAGUGUCCAGUACUCACAGGAGGGCCUCUGUGUGGGGUGGGGAAGGGAUACUGAUGGGCCCUUGGCAGGCAGGCAGGAGGGCUGGUGGGCAGGGCUGGAUUUCAGGGGGCCCCAGGGGGGCAGGAGCAGCUGGAGGUGGGCUCCAAAACCUCUCACUGGGUGAAACCAGGCAGACCCAGGGUUCCAAGCAUGCCCACAGUCCCAGGCUAGGAGGGUAAGGGCUGGAAGCCAUUGACCUGAGGCUGGUGCUCCCUGAAAGUCUGGGCCCUCACAGUCCUGGGCCAGCACUGGGUCUCUUCCUUCUCCUGGGUGGUGGGGACCUCAUGAUAGGGAGGUAUCCCUCUCUCAAGGAGAUCCUAUGGGUCCCCUCCCUCAGGGCCUACUCAUUCCCAUCAUAAACAAAGACCAGAAGCUACAAUGGGGGAACUAGAUUGAGAACUUCAACAUUUAUUUCAGUUAAAUUAUGAAGCACUUGUUCUUUUGAAAAAAAAAAAAAAAAGAACAGAAAAUAUUCCAGAAACUCUCUGUGCAGCUAUGAGUUGGUGGCCAGGAACCAGACAGAGCCAGGUCCCAGCCACCAAGCCCAAGGCUGCUCCCCAGCGUGUAGAAGGGACCCAGGAUGCCUGAACUCUUCCACCCUCCCAGCCCCUGGCCUAAGGGCGCCACCCUCUGUCAUCUCCAGGGAUGUCUUGGGGUGCGUGUCACAUGUGGUGACCCAGCAGAGGGUUUCUGGCUCCUCACAGAUGCUUGGUCACUGCAGGAGGAGCCCCUCACUUGGAAUAGAUUGCACUUGUUCAUGUCUGGUUGAGCGACGUGGUCCUUUUCUCCUGUGCUGGACUCUGUCUGGACCACACAGGCACUGGUUUCAGGUGUGUAACUGCAAGGAUACUCAGCAUCACAGGCCAGAAAAGUUACCAGGUGGAAGGAGGGGAGGAGGCUGCAAAGGUGGCUGUGAGGCUCAAGGAGGGUCACCUGGGGCUCCUCCCAUGGGGCCUCCAGGCUGGGGAGUGAAGAUGUGACACUGGAAAUUAGAAAAUGGGUGCUCAGGUAGACCGGGGACCUGGAUGGCACCACAGGGCAUGAGAGCCCUGUGCAGCUCACAUCCAGGAAGGAAGAUUGGUGCUCACCUGAGUGAGCAGGGUAGGGUGGGGCAGCCACUGGGAAGGACCCGGUAGGGCUCCAGCCACCUCUGUGCUGGCUGAGGGAACCUAGGCUGAGACCUCCAGGAAUGGGUGCUGCAGAGCAAGGGCCUGUCAUGGCCCAGGGUGGCUGCAUCUGUUCUGCCUUCCUGGCCACAUGUUCCUUUCCCACGGUGAGGGUUACGGUAGCUUUGUCAUCAGUCCUGACCACAAGACUUUCUCAUUUUUAUCUGACUGGGGGAAGCUCCUCCGGUUAGUAUGGAGGUUGCCCAGAGCUGGGGGUGUGGACCUUCCUCCCUUCUGUCAGCCCCUGUCCAUCCACUUGGCGUCCACUCCUGGCCCCUUCUUCCUCUUCCCCCUCCAUCUUCCUGUCUUCCC
Messenger RNA from Fukomys damarensis (Damara mole-rat), 3978 nucleotides. It is a transcript of the gene Gpr132, whose product is annotated as G protein-coupled receptor 132. Gene Ontology annotation, molecular function: G protein-coupled receptor activity. The record is from RefSeq and is a predicted model, not a curated record. Gene Ontology annotation, cellular component: membrane. The transcript is spliced from 3 exons. NCBI's taxonomy places the organism in Eukaryota, Metazoa, Chordata, Mammalia, Rodentia, Bathyergidae. Gene Ontology annotation, biological process: G1/S transition of mitotic cell cycle; G protein-coupled receptor signaling pathway; negative regulation of G2/M transition of mitotic cell cycle. The coding region runs from base 89 to 1201 and encodes 370 amino acids.